Messenger RNA from Crotalus tigris (Tiger rattlesnake), 4055 nucleotides. RefSeq names its product oligodendrocyte transcription factor 2 (gene OLIG2). The record is from RefSeq and is a predicted model, not a curated record. The transcript has 2 exons. Lineage: Eukaryota; Metazoa; Chordata; Lepidosauria; Squamata; Viperidae. Gene Ontology annotation, biological process: neuron differentiation; myelination; oligodendrocyte cell fate specification. Bases 178 to 1125 code for a protein of 315 amino acids. Gene Ontology annotation, molecular function: DNA-binding transcription factor activity; protein dimerization activity.
ACAAUAUUCAUUGUUCUUUAGCGGCUCGGCCGAGCAACGUGGCUAUAAAAACGCGCGCCGAAGGAGGAAAGGUGCUUCUUAUUAACUGGAAUCUGGGGGCAGCCCGCAGCUCAGCUAGAGCGGAUCCGGCUGGCCAGGGAGACCCGCUCCGAACUGCGGCCGGGGCGGCGGGCCAGCAUGGACUCGGACGCGAGCCUGGUGUCGAGCCGCCCUUCGUCUCCGGAGCCCGAUGAGCUCUUCGUUUCGGCCAGGAGCAAGAGCGGCGGGGGCUUCUCGGCGGGCGGCGGCGGCGGCGCCGUGUCCAGUUCGACGCCCAGCGACUCCACCGCGGAGCUGAGCGCCGAGCUGCGCAGCGCCAUGAGCGCCGCCGGGGUGGUGGUGGUGGACAAGCUGGCCUUCAAGUCUCCUUCGUCCUCCUCUUCUUCCUCCUCCUCCUCCUCCUCUUCUUCGACGUCCAAGAAGGACAAGAAGCAAAUGUCGGAGCCGGAGCUGCAGCAGCUGCGCCUGAAGAUCAACAGCCGGGAGCGCAAGCGGAUGCACGACCUCAACAUCGCCAUGGACGGGCUGCGGGAGGUGAUGCCCUACGCGCACGGGCCCUCGGUGCGCAAGCUCUCCAAGAUCGCCACCCUCCUGCUGGCGCGCAACUACAUCCUGAUGCUCACCAACUCGCUGGAGGAGAUGAAGCGCCUGCUCAGCGAGAUCUACGGCGGCCACCACGCCGCCGGCUUUCACCCGGCCGCCGCCGCCGCCGCCUGCUCGGGGGGCCUGGUGGGCCACGCCGCGCCUCUGCCCACUCACCCGGCUUCCCACGCCGUGCACCACCCCAUCCUGCCCCCCGCCGCCGUCUCCAGCGCUUCCCUGCCCGGCUCCGCGGGGCUGUCGGCCGUCAGCUCCAUCCGACCCUCGCACGGCUUGCUCAAGUCUCCGCCGAGCGCUGCGGCCGCCGCCGCCGCUGCAGCCGCCGCUGCAGCCGCCGCCGCCGCGGCUCCGCUAAGCAGCAGCUUCCAGCACUGGGGCGGGAUGCCGUGUCCCUGCAGCAUGUGCCAGGUGCCGGCCCCCUCGCACCACCACGUCUCCGGGCUGAGUGCGCCCAACCUGCCCAGACUGACCGGCGACGCCAAAUAAAGGGCGGGACGGAGGGAGGGGAGGGCGAGCAACCGGGAGCGGGGAUGAGCCACCCACCCACCCCCCUUGGGCAGAGGAAAUCGCCCGCCCGGACUUGCGCGCACGCCCAGCAGCCCAAGGUAAGGAGGGUUCCUCCAAGGACUUUCCGAGAGCGCGGAUUCCAAAGCCCCGGACGCUUAAAGGAGGCCCUCGGAAAAGGAGUCCGACCUUCGCGGAACUGCGGCUGCCGUCUUCGCUCCGCUCCGCUGCCAGCCCCGGUCUGGGUGGAAACGCAGCAGGCGCGGCUGCCGGAAGCUGAGAGCCGGGUUUCUUUUCUUUCUCGUUGUAUAAAGCCGGGAAGGACCCCGGCCUGGGUUAGACGCUCGCCUUCAAAGAGAGGGGCCCAAAUGCCCAGCGUUUCUUCCCACCUUGAGGGGUUUCCCCCCCCUCUUUUAAAAAGUAGAGGGGGGAGGGGUCGGAUUUGCAGGCCGACUUAAAGCUACUUGAUCUACAAUUUCGUUGAAACUGGGAAAGCUUCAGGGCCAGAGUUGGCGGAGGGGAUCGUCCCUAGGCUCCUCUCUGGACGUCCCCGAGCGAGUGGCGCUCGUUAACAAUGUAAACGUAGCGCUGGUUAUAUGGAUUUCAGAGUAAUUGGCUUCCAGCCUACAUCCAGUAGCGAUUUGUAGGACUUUCAAGAACAAAAACGAUCCAGUUACCCUAACUCAGAAGAAAGGCGACUGGUCUUGGGCGCGAUCCAACCGAAGUUUAAGCAGUUUUAGGUGCCACCGAUCUCCAAUCCCGACUUUCGGAAGUUUAUCCCAAAGUGAGUCUGACGCUGGGUAGGUGGUCGCGGCGGUUGCCUAGAAGCUCUGGCUGGAUCGAGGCCCGGGCCUUUAGGAUCGCAGUGUUUUGUAUUUGGAGCAGCAAAUACGAGGAGACCAAAAUAAAGCGAAGUCCCCGCAUCUGCUGUUGCCUGGGGGGGGGGGAGUUAAGGGUGGCAUUCCUCGAUGCAUUCUCCGGACAGCAGCGAAGGGGGUCCUUUAGAGUUUCCUGAGUGUGUGGGCCUACGGAUUAAGAUCUUUCCUCCCCCACCCACCCCUUUUAGAAGCCACAAGACUUCCUUUUCUUGCUCGAGCAUAAAGGUUAAAAGAAAAAAAAGGGGAGGGGGAGGGAGACAUUAAGAUUGACUUGCGCUGCAAUAUUUAGACCCUCCCUCCCACCCUUCAGGGCUUGUUUCUGAAUGAGGUCUUCCCCCCCUUCCCCCCCUCUUCGUCUUAGCUCGGUCACCUUCGAGAGAUUUUUUUUAAUCACCUGUUUAUUUUUAUAUAUAUCUAUAAAAUAAAGAAAUGGAAAAGUUCCUAAAUAAUAUUUAUUAUUUGGUUGCAAAAAAGAAAAAAAAGAAGUGACCCACUGUUUUUAAAUAAUGAGAAUAAUUAAAAGAAAGAGAUAGAAGAAGGACGUCUGGUGUGUUGUCCCUUCAUUUCCAUCGAAGUGCUCUCUCUGUCUUCAAAAAUAGGGGCCCAAGCCCCUCCUUGCACCACAGCGCAGCCCACUAACUCCUUAACUUCAGCAGUUGGGUGUACUUGAUUGAUGCCCCUUCAACAACUGACAGUCUUUUCUAACUCCCUCCAAAAGAUCACUACAUUCCGCAGUAUAAAGACCCGCUGCCAAAUAAACACGGGUUACCUCCAGCUGCAAGAACUAACAUGCCACAGACACCUAAAUUCAAAGGGACACAGCCUGAGUCCAAGGUUGGGGCCAUAUUAGUACUUUUCCCACGCUGUUGGAAUUGCUGGCAACCAGUCUGUUAUGGCUACUUGGUGACUCUAAAGCUUGCACGGGUAACACUUUAUUUCUCCACGAUCCUAGGUACCUUACGGGCUGCUUCUUUCGUGGACACUCAACAAGCCUUCUCUCUCCGCUCAACGCCCCCCCCCCAAUGAUACUUGGGUUACCUGUGUUACAGAUGUGUUGAUAAUAUAUCCAAUCAGCCGAAUAAUUGUUCUAGGGGAGAGAUUGAGAAAUGAUGGGUGGGGUCAGCAAAUUGAGGUUCUAAUUUCCUAUCACCUGUUUUCUAACCAAACCAGCUCUUUCAUUGAGCGAGGGCAUUUAUUUACACAGGACUUUUGCCCAACCCAACAAGGGGAUGCAGCUGAUGGAAAAUUGCCACACUUUCCAAAGGUGGGGCGGAGGGCAGCCAGUGAGGGGAUGAGGGCAGGGGUUUUUCUGCCCUCACCUUAAUCUUGCUCAGCCUAGAUGUCGGCCAGGCUGGAAAACCCCUUUUGACGUCAUUCCUUUCCUCAGGAUGCUCCGACCAGGCAGGAGGCAAAGGAUUUUAUUUUAUAUUACUGUAUUUUUUCUUUAUUAAGAGUUUUGGAGGGAAAAAAUCAAACCUAACAAGAACAAAGAAAGAAAGACAGAAAUAGAAAGAAUGAAAAAGAAAGUAUUUUUUGCAGUAAAUAUAAGUACAACUACAAAAUUACCUUUUUCUCUAUGGUUACCUAUUUUCCCUUUUCCCCUAUCAUGUAUUUUUCUAAUCAUCAAAGUUGUAAAUCAUAUGAUCAUGUUUUUCUGUUCCAUGAAAAAGUCUAUAAGGGAUUUCCAGUUCAGCAAUAAACAUAUAUGUUGUCUUUUUUCUAAUCAUGGGAGCCCUUUUGGCUAUCUCUGCAACUUCUACCAUCUUGUCCAACCAUUCCACUUUCAGCAGGUAGUGCUAAAUAUUUCCACUUUUGAGUAUAUAAUAAUAUCACUGCAGUUAUCAUAUAUAAAAACAAAGUUCUAUGACUUUUAUUCCAACUCUCUAUCCAUCAAUCCCAAAAGAAAAGUCUCUGGUUUCAAUUGUAUAUAUUACCUUUUAUUCUGUAUUAAUGACUAUAUCUGCAUCCAAAACUUUCUGGCUUUUUUACAAGCCCACCAAACUUAAUAAAAUGCACCUAUUGUUUCCAACAUCA